AAUGUAUAUGUUACGCUUACGUUUAAGUAUAAAUUUUAUUACAGUACGCCAUACUGUUUUCGUGAAGUAAAAUCAGCGCCUGAGUGAAAGUAAUAUCAAAUAAUUUUUGAGCUACCUUGCAAUCUAAAACUCUAAGAAGGGUGCAAAAUUUAUAAAUAUUUUUAUGUUUAAGAUGCCGCGUAAACGUAAAAGACUUUGUCGACCUCCAGGGUCCAAAAAUAUUAAAUCGAAGAAAGAUUUAAAGGAAACGUUAAACGUAAUUAAAACUGAAAACGAAACAGAUGAAUCUAACGUAGGAACUAACGUAUGUUCUAAUUGCAAUAGAAAUUUUGAAAAAGAAGCGAGUCUUCGCCGCCACAGUAAACGCUGUUCGAAAUCCCGAACGUUACCCGAUUUUGUAAAACCGAUCAAGGCUUCAUUUACUUGCAAUCAGUGUCACAAGAAAUUCAGAUUUAAGAAGAGCUAUACCGACCACCUUCGAGAUGAACACUCAACUACACCGGGCAGUGUUGCUUGCAGUCAGUGUUCAGUGGUGUGCCCCAAUGAGGAAGUUUUACAGAAACAUAUUGAAAAUAUACACGAGAGAGAGAUUUUUGAAUGUGAGCACUGCGAUAAGAAGUUUGUGAGACGCGCGCAUGUUUUGAGACAUAUGAUGCAGAAAGGUUGUGAUGGUAGAGAUAUUGUUGUCUACCCAUGUGAGAUUUGUGAUGCAACAUUCUCAAGGAAGGAUAACUUGAUGGUGCAUAUUCGCAUGCAACAUAUAGAAAAGAAGUAUUUUAGUUGUAAACAUUGUCCCUUUCAAACAAGAAACUUUUCAAAAUUAAUUAUCCAUUUCCAAAACAAGCACAUAGAAACACCACACUACGAGUGUGACCACUGUGGAAAAGUAACCAGUUCUCGUGGGGCCAUCGCCAAACAUCUCGAGAUACAUGGUGAAAAGAAGUUUGCGUGUGACGUGUGUGGCUACAGCACCUUUACUAUAGAGGUAAUGAGUCGUCACGUCUUCACUCAUGUACCAGAGAAGCCGUACAAGUGCGACAUAUGCAAACGUUCCUUUAUACAGAAAGCGCAAUUACAGCGACACAUGAUUUCACAUGUAGGUAACACCUGUGGAAAAUGUGGAGUUGCAUUCCAGUCUAAAGCAAGGUUACUUAUUCAUGAACGAGAACACAAGGGGUUGUCAAAACUAUACUGUCCGAUAAAUACUUGUGUUUAUUCUAAAAAGGAAUUUACUAAUGAAGAGAGUCUACAAAGUCAUGUGAAAAUGCAUUUGGAUGCAAAGCUUUACUCGUGCGAAGUGUGCCCGAAGCGGUUCAACAGCGAGGCCAACAUGCGGCGCCACAUGAGCGGGCACGCGCUGGAGCGGCCGCGCCGCUGCAUGUACUGCGUGGCGCCGCGCGCCUACGUGCGCGGCGAGCAGCUCGUGCGCCACGUGCGCAAGUCGCACCCGCUCGUGUUCCGCGAGCGGCUGCUGCACGUGCGCCGCGUGCUGGGCUUAAAUUUAGGCGUGGACCGUGUGAGAAAAUCGGAGAUGGAGUCAAUCUUAAAUGUAUUAGACGCUGAAUCAGAUCGUAUAUUGGAAGGCUAUGGACUGGGAGUUCUGUACGGUGGUCUUCAGGAACAAACACCAUCUGAGAUGGGAGAUGAGCAGAUAGAAGUUGACAUAGAGUCUCCAUUGAUGUCUGAAGAGGAGCUAGCCGAGAGUCUGAGAAAGUUACUCGCACAACUAAUUGACAAGGAAAUACUUGAGUGCUUUGGAUGGCCUGAUGAAUCUGUGGAUGUGGUUUUAGAGAAAGUUAUUGAAAACUGCGGUGCUAAAGCAGCUGAUCGUGAUAAAUGGACUCGUGUUCAGCGCCUACGUGAAAACGCCAAGCAUCUCUUCCUAUAUGUGAUUGAAGAUAAGAACAUCGCACGAAUGCUCGACAUGCACACCAUAGACCAAAUCAUAAACCACAUCCUCGACCAAGUCAGUAAGACUGAUGACAGUGAUAGUGAACAGGUUAAAAAAAAUACAUGAACACGCUAUUUACAAACCUUAGGGUUUUCUUAUCCUAGAACAAACAUUUGAUUAAUAUCAUUAAUAUUAAAAAAAAUAUAAUAAACCUUUGUAGACAACAUACAAGAAGAAGACAUACAGAAAACCAUACUUUUUAAAGUAAUAUCAUAUGAAACUACUUUUUGUAUUGAAUUCUGUUGUAUUACACGAUUAUUCAAAACAUUACGCCCAAUGUUGAGUACAUAAAAUACAUAAUAAUUAUACAUCCGGUGUGCUGCAAACAGUACACAGUCAGGAUGUUCCCGACAUGACGACGUGACGUCUAUAGUAAUGAAUAUUACAAAAAUAGCGACUCAUGGAUACCACUCAAUGUCCCCUUGAACAAUUAAAUCGUAGUAAAUUAGAAUGCCGUGUUUAAAUUGUUUAUAUUAUUGUUGUGCUAUUUUUACACCAGUUGAAGUAAGCUCUACAGAUAGACGACAAAGAUGAAUCGCUAUUUUCGCGAAUACAUAAGAUAAGGAAUAAGAAUUAUACAACUAUGGUGAUGACGUUUAACUACGCAUUCCACCUAUAAAAUAAAAUAAAAAACAUCAAUAAAAAACAAAGUUUUCUAAUAAA
Molecule: messenger RNA, 2614 nt
Organism: Melitaea cinxia (Glanville fritillary)
Lineage: Eukaryota; Metazoa; Arthropoda; Insecta; Lepidoptera; Nymphalidae
Product: zinc finger protein 260-like
Exons: 10
Coding region: 164-2017 (617 amino acids)
Source: RefSeq, a predicted model, not a curated record